Messenger RNA from Tribolium madens (black flour beetle), 2016 nucleotides. RefSeq names its product phosphatidylinositol N-acetylglucosaminyltransferase subunit Q (gene PIG-Q). Lineage: Eukaryota; Metazoa; Arthropoda; Insecta; Coleoptera; Tenebrionidae. Gene Ontology annotation, cellular component: endoplasmic reticulum; membrane. The coding region runs from base 430 to 1866 and encodes 478 amino acids. The transcript has 4 exons. The record is from RefSeq and is a predicted model, not a curated record. Gene Ontology annotation, biological process: GPI anchor biosynthetic process.
AAUCAUCUGCGAUAAAAACGUAAUUCAUCCUUUACAUUCUUCCAAGAAAUUAAACGUCAUUGAAAACAUGUGCUGUCAAAAUGGUGUCAAUUUCGCCCAAUUAAAUGACGUGAUUGUGUCACGUGCACAAACAAAAACAUAUGUCUUUGACAGUUUGAGGUUAAGGAUGGUGAAAAAUAUCUUCAUUUUUGUGCCAAAUUCGCUCAUUCUGAAUAAAAGUGGCUAUUUGGAGGGUUUAUAAUAAAAUGUAGAACAAUUCUUUGUUACGAAAUGAAUCAUCUGCGAUAAAAACGUAAUUCAUCCUUUACAUUCUUCAAAGAAAUUAAACGUCAUUGAAAACAUGUGCUGUCAAUUUGGACCAAUUAAAAAGACGUGAUCGUGUCACGUGCUCAAACAAAAACAUAUGUCUUUGACAGUUUGAGGUUAAGGAUGGUGAAAAAUAUCCUCAUUUUUGUGCCAAAUUCGCUCAUUUUGAAUAAAAGUGGCUAUUUGGAGGGUUUCCGGCAAGAAUACGAUGAAUGUGAAGCUUAUUACAUCACAAGCGAUGUCACGGUUAAACACACCGAAAAUGUUAUCGGUUUUUUGGGCAAUGAUGUGACCAAAGUGAAAAAUAUUGACUUUAAAGCCGUUCAUAUUGACACGACUUCAAAAAUUAGUUUAUUAAAUUUUGGGAAUUCAGCUAAUUUGAGUUUGGUGAGAAUCGUAUACGAUUUUGGGGCUUUUCGGGACUGUGAUGAUUUGGACUAUGAGGACGAGUAUGGGGUACAUUUUAAGUUUUUGCGGAGUCAUUUGAGAAAACCAAGGUGGAGAAAUGAAGAAAACGGCCGGAAGAACACCCUUACUUGCAUUAUUGCCAUUUUAGAUUGGUUGUUGCAAUUUUUGAAUAAAUUCAAAUUAGUGUGGGCUUAUUCAGCUACGAUUUCACAUUUUUGUGAUAACUUAAACGAAUUUAAGUGGUUUUUUGCCGAAGUUAAUAAAGAAAAACGAAUGUCACCCAGAAUUGGGAAUUUUAUUUUAGCAAAAUUGGUUGAUUUAGCAUUGGGGAUUAUUCUAUUACGAAUUUUUAUACACAAUGAAGAUUUGAUCGUAAAUUUUAUUGAUAAUAUUAGAGAGACUUUAAUUUACAAUUUUCGUCACCUUUUAAUCUAUCUCAUGGGGUCUCCUAUCGGUUUAAAAUUAAAUUAUGCUUUCAAUAAAUCAUUGGGUAGAUUUUUCUUUUAUCACAUUUCGUUAUGGAGAGUGUUUUUGUUUACAAUGCAACCUUUUGUCAAACAAUAUUUCAAAUUCCUAGUUUUGCCGGGAACGUUUGGAUUUUCUUAUCAAAUAGCAAUGCUUUCGGACCUUAUUUCAAUUGCAACUUUUCAUGUUUAUUGCAUUUAUGUCUAUGCCGCAAGACUGAUUUAUUUGCAACUGAAGGGCUUAUUAUCACUGUGGCGCCUUUUUAUUGGCCGCAAAUAUAACCCAUUACGGGCCAGAGUUGACUCUUGUCAGUAUUCGCAACAUCAAUUGUUUAUUGGAACUUUGGGGUUCACAGUAUUAUUGUUUCUAUUGCCCACUACAACUCUUUAUUACACCGUUUUUGUGAUUUUUAGGUUGGCGAUAAUGAUUGUUGAGGAAAUUUUGCUACGAUUUCGUUAUUUGCUGCAGUGUUUUCCAAUUUAUAUUUUUAUUCUGUGGGUUCUCAAAUCACCCAAAAUGUCAGGUCCUGUGUGUUUGAAAUGGAGGAAAUCUAAAAAUGGAAUUAUGACACUUGAGGCUUAUUUAAAAAUAUUACCUUUGACAAGUUUGCAAACUUUCGCUCCUAAUACGAAAAAAUCAAGGACGACUCUAUCAUGGAGUAAAAUUUUCACAGGUGUAUUACUUUAACUGAUUUAUUCGUAUCCUGUUAGACAAUAAUAAAUAUUUGCACCUUAAAUAAUGGAAUAUACAAUUAAAAAUAUAAAAUUUGUACCUAAUUAUUAGUAAUUGAAUAAAUUAACAAAACGCAAAACCCGUUUUAAAUUAAUCUAUUAACUA